Messenger RNA from Charadrius vociferus (killdeer), 760 nucleotides. RefSeq names its product ovo-like zinc finger 2 (gene OVOL2). Gene Ontology annotation, molecular function: RNA polymerase II cis-regulatory region sequence-specific DNA binding; DNA-binding transcription factor activity, RNA polymerase II-specific. Gene Ontology annotation, cellular component: nucleus. NCBI's taxonomy places the organism in Eukaryota, Metazoa, Chordata, Aves, Charadriiformes, Charadriidae. The transcript has 3 exons. The coding region runs from base 113 to 664 and encodes 183 amino acids. The record is from RefSeq and is a predicted model, not a curated record. Gene Ontology annotation, biological process: epidermal cell differentiation; regulation of transcription by RNA polymerase II.
CGAGGACAGCUGCAGCCUGGAGAGCAGCGGGAGCAGCGGGACGCGGGAUGCGGAGCCCAGCGACCCUCCGACACCCCAACCCGCCCCCGUCGACUUGGGCUCAGCCGGCGGGAUGCUGCUGGACCUGGCCGUCAAACGCCCCGUCGUCAGGUCAAAAAUCAAGUUCACCACCGGCACCUGUAACGAUGCUACAGUGCAUAGCUGCGAGCUGUGCGGCAAAGGCUUUCGCUUGCAGCGGAUGCUCAACCGUCACAUCAAGUGUCACAGCCAGGUGAAGAGACACUUGUGCACCUUCUGCGGAAAAGGCUUCAACGACACCUUUGAUCUGAAAAGACACGUCCGGACCCAUACCGGAAUCCGGCCUUACAAAUGUGAGGUGUGCAACAAAGCCUUCACCCAGCGCUGUUCCCUGGAGUCCCACCUGAAGAAGAUUCACGGCGUGCAGCAGCAAUACGCCUACAAACAGAGGCGAGAUAAACUGUACGUGUGCGAAGACUGCGGCUACACGGGCCCCACGCAGGAGGACCUGUACCUGCACGUUAGCAGCGUUCACCCCGGAAGCGCUUUCCUGAAAAAAACCUCAAAAAAACUCGCAGCGGUUUUGCAAAACAAACUGAGCCCUGUCCUGCAGAGGAACUCCAAAGAUGACGACAAGGAUGAGUAACACGGUGGAUUACAGUGGUCGAAAGGAAUUAAGUUUACAUGUAGGACUCUCUCUAUAUAUUAUUUUUUUAAAAACAGUUUUUGAAAAAUAUCCCUG